CGUAAACAAUAUAGUUCAGUAUCACUCUGCUCAUCUUAUCAUCUUCUUCAUCCAGAAGAGAGGCUCUGAGAAAGGAAACGAAAAAAGAAAGAGAAAAGCACAAAAAAAAAUGUCAGUCUCAGCCAUGUUCAGCGCAAGCAUGAUGGUGGCGAUGCCGAACUCAAUCGGGAUUCCCGGCGGCGGCGCUACGAAAUUCAAGGCGGCUCCUAGAAUCCCUAUCGGUGGAGCAGCUGCCGGCGGUAAUAAUAAUGGGUUGGUGAUAGAAUGCUCGUCGAGGCCUCAGAAGAAGGCAACCGCACACCACAAGAAGACCCGGCCACGGAAGAGUCAGCCUUGGGAUAUCCGUCGCGGCCCUGCGGUUUAUCCACCGCUGCCUCCUCUUCCCGCUGAAUGGACCCUGGUCACCGAUGAGGCUGAUUCCGCUGCGGCUCAAUCUGCCGUCUCUUCACCGGAGCCGGUUCAGUCGUAGACAUUUGACUUGUAAAACUUGUUUGUAUUUUGGUUCACAAAAUUAGUUGAAUUGUUUUGAUGGAUAAUGCUACAUUUGGGUUGCUGUUAUGGAAUGAGGGUUAUUAUUAGUUGAUUGGUUGUGCACAUUCGUGGUGUUGGUUUUGGUCUGUUUGCUUCUGGUCAGUUUUGUGUUGUGCAUUUACAGAACCCAGUUGAUGAUAAAUCAUCAAAAUCAAUUUCCGUUCUCGAAGGCUCUGGGAGAGAUUUGUAUCGGUUUUGAUGGUAUUGAUUUUGAACCAUGACGGUCUCAAACCAACAACCUUAUUAUAGUUGUGUUAACUGUUAAUGGCUGUCCCUCAAUUAGCAUUUAGCAAUAUACAUCCAUCCUCAACAGUUUAUUUUUAUUUUAUUUUAUUUUUUAAUUUUUUUUUUCUCCUGU
Oldenlandia corymbosa var. corymbosa is the source of this 889-nucleotide messenger RNA. NCBI's taxonomy places the organism in Eukaryota, Viridiplantae, Streptophyta, Magnoliopsida, Gentianales, Rubiaceae. The record is from the annotation of a GenBank genome assembly.